Ostertagia ostertagi is the source of this 456-nucleotide messenger RNA. NCBI's taxonomy places the organism in Eukaryota, Metazoa, Nematoda, Chromadorea, Rhabditida, Trichostrongylidae. The record is from the annotation of a GenBank genome assembly.
AUGAUCGAAAGCGACAGCGACAUCAUGGCAUCCUCUUUGAGCUCAGUCGAUGUCGAAGAAGCCGGAAGAGUUGACGCUGUAGAUGUCCAUCCAACAAAGCCGUCUUCGUCUCUGGACGAACUGUUUCGCGAUCGCUACACCAUGGCAAAUGAAUCUUUCGCAAGAAUCAGUGAGGGAUUUGAUCCUGUGAUCUGCAUACACCCGUUCCAUUCCAGAGCAAGACGGAAUUUCGAAAACAAUGGAGGACCUCACAGAGGAGGUUGGGGCAAUGGGCAGCGUGGUGAUUGGCGAGGCGGAAGAGGUGGAGGUGAUUGGCGAGGAGGGAGAGGCGGUCAUUGGCGUGACGAUCGCAGAGGACGAGGAGAAUGGCGUGGCGAGCGCAGAGGACAACGACGACCGUGGAACGAUAGGUCCGAUCAGGAAGAAGGGGGACUUAGAAGACCACGCUACGAGUAA